Molecule: messenger RNA, 1785 nt
Organism: Aureobasidium subglaciale EXF-2481
Lineage: Eukaryota; Fungi; Ascomycota; Dothideomycetes; Dothideales; Saccotheciaceae
Exons: 1
Coding region: 246-1610 (454 amino acids)
Cellular component (GO): cytoplasm
Source: RefSeq, a predicted model, not a curated record
GCCGUACCUGCUGUGCAUUCAUCUAACAUCGUGUAACCAGAUAGCGCAAGACACUCUGGACACUCAAGAAUAAACAAAAAACUAUCAGCCCACAAGCAAGCAUCAACACCACUGACAGCAUUCUUGCCGAACACUCGUAACUGCUCAUAUUUGGUGUUGUCAUCGCAUCAUCGACAUCGUACCUCUUCUUUGUAGCUCUGCUUCCAUCUGGUCGGAAACUGCUAUCACUACUCGACACCAUCGAGAUGCCUGUCACCGUACUCUCAGAUCACGAUGUGCAAAGAGUACUGCAUUCUCUUACCAGCGAGGAUAUCGACGACAUCCAGCAAUCUCUUGCCGAUGCUUUGCAUCAAUAUUCCACAGCUGGCGAGGAAGAUGGCUGCUGUUCAGCCUAUCAACCUCAAAGAAUACACAUGGACCGAACUGAUGGAGCGACAAGCUUGUUCAUGCCGGCAUCUAGCAGCUCCGGCAUGGGUGUCAAAGUCAUCACUCUAGAUUCAGUCAAGAAGCCCGAAACUACUCCAGAUCUCAAACGCCUUUCGAUCGGAUCAACAAAGUCGACACAAACGAGUUCCACGAGCGGCUCCAAGUCUCGGCCUACUUCCAUGUCUGGAUCGACACUUGCUCCAUCCAUAUCUCAGGAGUCCAAGCCACCUACAGCGCCCCGCGGCUCAUUGACUCUCUUCGACCGUCAAGGUAAUCCUAGUGCCUUGAUCAAUGCUGAGGAGCUUACAGCCUUCCGCACUGCUUUGACCAGCUGUAUGCUUCUCAAGAGAAGACACAAGGUGCAUGACUUGACUGUCUUCGGUGCAGGAAAGCAAGCGUACUGGCACGUUCGCCUAGCUCUACUCCUCCGUGGCUCGGAAAUUCAUCAUGUCAACAUCAUCAACCGCUCGUUUGACAGAGCACGGGAGAUGUUGAUGAAGUUGUACAACCCGUUCCCUGAUGACCCAGACUUCGAGAAUCCACUAGGCCACAAGUUCGGUAGCAAGACGAAGACGAGCAUCCUCACCACCGGUCAUGCCGAGUAUACUCGUUUGCUGAAGGAGUAUGUUCGCAGUGCCAAUAUCAUCUUUUGCACGACUCCAAGCACGCAGCCACUGUUCCCGCCUCACUAUCUACUAAACCCUGAGGGCCGUAAGAAGGGUCGCUACAUAGCUCUCAUCGGUUCAUACAAGCCACACAUGAUUGAGCUGCAUCCAGAUAUCAUCAAGAGCGCUGUAGCACCUCACCACGAACAUCGCCACUUCCACAAGCAUCAGAAGGAGGGUGGAGCAAUCAUUGUCGACAGUGUCGAGGCAUGUCUACAGGAAGCCGGCGAGCUCAUCCAAGCAAAUGUGCAGCCCGACCAAGUGGUCGAGAUUGGUGAAUUGGUAAUGCUGAGGCGUGAGGCCGAAAAGGCCGCUGCCGAUGCAGCAAGGAAGGGAGAUGUCGAUAACAAGGGCGAUGGCAUCCAAGUUUCUGACGAUUCGGGCUUGAGGGAAUGGCUUUGCAAGGGUAAUGUCAUUGCAAAGAUUGUUGGACUGGGUCUCAUGGAUGUGGUUGUUGGCAAUGAAGUAGUGAGAAUCGCUCGCGAGCGUGACAUUGGCACUCACAUCGCAGAGUUCUAGGUACACAUUAUGAGAUCACUACUUUUACCAUUCCAAACGUAUCCAUCGAAGACACUCUCAGGCGUGUGUGCUGACCACUGUAUCGUCGAGAUGUACUACCAGAGACAUAGCCUCCUCUCUAGUCGAUUUCCUAGAGGAAAGACAAGAAACAACAAACAAAUCCAAAUUCGCUUCC